Molecule: messenger RNA, 1882 nt
Organism: Haliotis rubra (blacklip abalone)
Lineage: Eukaryota; Metazoa; Mollusca; Gastropoda; Lepetellida; Haliotidae
Product: zinc finger protein 37-like
Exons: 8
Coding region: 128-1660 (510 amino acids)
Biological process (GO): regulation of transcription by RNA polymerase II
Molecular function (GO): RNA polymerase II cis-regulatory region sequence-specific DNA binding; DNA-binding transcription factor activity
Source: RefSeq, a predicted model, not a curated record
GUUUAGCUAAGUGGGUCAUGCAUUUCUCAUAAGCCAAACAAAUCUGUCGAAUUCGUCCACAGAUGAGAGGUUUCAUUUGUAUGAAUAUGUGACAACAAGUUCUUCCUUUUCUGACAAAAUCUUCAAGAUGGAGAAACAAUAUUCAGUUGAGUUCUUUAUGAAUUUUGUGGAAAACAUUCAGAAUCUAUGCCACAACUAUCUUGAGUUUAACCAGAAUGUAGAGGUGAGUGGCUAUGUCUGUGUGGAUAUUGAUAACAUGAAGAAGGAGAGAUAUGUUCUCAGUGAGAUAGUCCAGAUGGGCAGCAACUCUAUUAGUGAAAGUUACUGUACUAAAGUCUUCAAAACAAGUCCUACAGGCACUGUACAGAGGAGUGGAUUUCGGGACAUCACAAACGCUAGAACCCCAAAUGUAGCCCCAAGUUCAGGGGAAGUUAAUGUGCCAGGACAUUCGUAUUCCUUACAAAGAGUGAGGACAGGUCACCAGAGGAAAGGCGAAACAUCACAUACGUUAUCUUUGAACAGGACUAUCUCACCAAGAUCUCAAACAAAAACAGCUAUUGACCAAAAUUACAGUGAUUAUCAAAGUCAUAGCUCCAUUUCAAAUAGUAACAGUACUUUUGGUAACCCCAGUGCAAGAGGAAUUCAAGGGCAUGAACCUGGCUCUGGGGAGUCACAGAUAAGGGCAAAGCCAAGAGCAUUGACUCCAAAAGUAUGUAGAACUUCAACAGUGCCUGAAAGUUCUGUACUAAAAAGACGAUGUGAACGCUCCCCGCCAUCAGACAGUGCUGAUGAUGCAGAUGUGAUAGUUGUGAAGCAGGAGCCGGGUGACGAGGAGCAGGAGGAGUCAGGUGAUCAGCCUCCCGUCAAGCGACGGAGCGAGACCUUCCGUCUACCUUCAUCACUAACAGGAGCUGACCAAGCAUUUGUUCCUAGUCCAAUCAUCAACCAGCCUCACCCAGCACCCAGCUCAAGCAACACUGAUGCAGAGGAUAAGAGUUAUCUCCCUUCCUUCAGCAAGGCAUCAAGACAUUCAUGUGAUGAUGACACAAAACCUGUUUUGUCCAGUGAGGAGAUAAAGAACUUGGAAGAGUAUGAAGUAGAGCUUGUUCAAUCGGAUGGGGAGGAGGAGAGCUUGGACCUGACUUUCCAAGUCCCAAAUACAGGGGGAGCAUCACAAUCCAGUGUUACUGGAGCACAAGACUCAGGGGCUGACAGAAUGGUGGUCCAAGGUCGGCCUGGGAUCUACACACCGGAACAGGCACUAGCCUUGCAGUUGGUGGAGCUGAACCCAGGCUCCAAUGUCUACGUAAGUCACGUCCAGAUGACCAUAGCAGAAAGGAAGGUGAAGGUUGAGGUCAGAUAUGGACAGCCUUUCCGCAAUGCUUGCCCGUCUGCUCGCUACCUGCUUGGACUGUUCUACACGCGACAAGAAUUGGCCAACAGUUCACUGUCGGACACUCAGUAUAGUAAAUUUCGCGGCUUGGAUCAAACAGUCGUUGAUGCCAUCACAGGCUUUUGUUUGAGUAGAAGUGAAUGUCCAAAAGCUGAAAUUCGAGGGGUUUUAACACGGUCAAUAACUAGUGCUAGAUGUCAGCUCAAACAAAAGAUGAUUGCAAGUUUGCAGAGGGACCCCUCCGUACAGUCUGCCUGGACAUUCUGAAAGGAUUCUGUCUACUUAACAGAUACCAGCCACUGGAGGAUGUGAAGAAUGCCUUGUGAUUGUGCUUUUCAUCAUCAUAGAGGAUGUGCUUUGUCUUCUGAGACCUCGCUCUUAGGAACAAACAAUGUGCUACCUUCAUGGACCAUCACAGACAAACAAUGAGCAACCUUCAUGGACCAUCACAGAAAACACAUGAUGUAAGUUGUCAUGGACCAUCACAGA